AUGACCUUCCCAUCCACGACGACGACCCCAUGGCUCCCCCUCCCCCUCCCCCUCCACCUCCUCCUUCCCGCCGCCCUAGGCAUCCUCGCCCACCGCGCCUACUUCAUCCGCGGCGAGCACGUCCUCUCCAUCCCUCCCCUCCUGUUGACCACCACCCUCCUCUGCACCACCACCAUCGCUCUUCGCACCCUCAUCUUCCAGCUCCCCCUCCUCCCCACCGCCUUCCUCAUCACAUCCAUCGCCGCCGCCUUCGUCACGGGCUGCCUGGCCAGCACAGUCAUCUACCGCGUCUCCCCCUCCCAUCGACUCCACGGCGUGCCCGGCCCGUUUGCCGCGCGGCUCAGUAUCUGGUACUUCAUGUGGAAGAAUGUCGGGUUGCAGGGGCCGAGCUGGUUCGAGGAGAUUCAUGCUAGGUAUGGCGAGGUCGUGAGGAUAGGGUCGGAUACGAUCUCGGUCUCGGACCCGGAUAUCAUCGCAGCCGUCCACAGCCCGAUGUCCCGCUGUGGGAAGCCCAUCGGCUACCUGCCCGGAUGGCCGCUGACGACGCUCCAGCAGUUGCGGGACAAGACGAUGCACAACCGCCGCAGGAGACUUGGUUGGGAUCAGGCUUUCACUGCAAAGUCACUGCGCGGGUAUGAAAGCCGGAUCCUAAAAUACGUGUCCCAACUCGAGGCAUCCAUUCGAGGAGCAGGCGCCCGCCCGAUCGACAUCACCGAGCGGAUCCGCUGGUUCAGUUUCGAUGUCAUGGGUGAUUUGGCCUUUGGACGCUCCUUCAACGGUCUGCAGUCCGAGACGACACACUGGGCCAUCGACGCCAUCUACGACAGCAACAAGACCACCGUUGUGGUUGGCUGUACCCCGUGGUUGGCCCACUUACUCACGAGACUUCCGGACUGGUUGAAUCCACAGGCGGCGUUGCUGCGCUUCAGUGAUGCGUCGCUGCAGGCUCGCCAGCAGCUGGAUCCGGAAGAGCCGGAUAUCAUGUCGCACCUGCUCGCCGCCGACGCCUUCUACGCCGACCCCAAAGCCCAGCAGGACUUGAUGAAAGGCGAUUCACGCCUGAUCAUCAUCGCCGGCAGCGACACCACCGCCAGCACCCUGACCUUCCUCUUCUACUACCUCGCAUCCGAGCCCCAGCUGCAACGCAGACUUCGGAAAGAGCUCGCCGCCAACAAUCUCCACGACAGCGCCUCCAUCGCCGUCGAGUCUGUGCAGCACCUCCCCUACCUCGAUGGCCUCGUGAACGAAACCCUCCGCCUCCACCCACCAGUACAGACCUCCACCAUGCGCGAGACCCCGGCAGAGGGACUCCAGGUCGGCGACCGCUUCAUCCCGGGACUCGUCACCAUCACCACACCGCUCUCUACCAUCCACCGCUCGCCCAAAGCCUUCCGGCAGCCGAACGACUUCAUCCCCGAGCGCUGGACCACACGGCCGGAGCUCAUCCUCAAUAAAUCGGCCUUCGCACCUUUCUUGGCCGGCCCCUACGGCUGCAUCGGGAAGCAGCUCGCGAUGAUGGAGCUGCGCACCGUGGCGGCAAGGCUAGUGCUGGCGUUCCAGAUCAGCUUGGCGGAGGGAGAGGAUGGCAGCAGGCUCUUGCGGGAGAGUGAGGAUGUGUUCACAACGCAUGCGAUGCCGUUGCGUCUGGUAUUUGAAGAGCGCAAAGGUGGAACGGAGCUGCAUCGGUGA
This is a messenger RNA of Cyphellophora europaea CBS 101466, 1689 nucleotides long. RefSeq lists its product as uncharacterized. The record is from RefSeq and is a predicted model, not a curated record. Bases 1 to 1689 code for a protein of 562 amino acids. Gene Ontology annotation, molecular function: heme binding; monooxygenase activity; oxidoreductase activity, acting on paired donors, with incorporation or reduction of molecular oxygen. Lineage: Eukaryota; Fungi; Ascomycota; Eurotiomycetes; Chaetothyriales; Cyphellophoraceae. The transcript is spliced from 3 exons.